AUGUCCAUUCCAGAUUAUCUCGGAGUGUUGUCUCCUUGGAUCUCAACCAAAGUUAGGAAUAAAGUCAAGCUGACUCUCAUGGCCUUUAUCCAAUUGGGCUCGAAACUUUCGUUGGGAAUUCAGACGUGCAACAUUGAUGUCGCUCUUGGAUCUCAUCCCGGAGAUACUGUCCAUGGCUGA
Molecule: messenger RNA, 180 nt
Organism: Sclerotinia sclerotiorum 1980 UF-70
Lineage: Eukaryota; Fungi; Ascomycota; Leotiomycetes; Helotiales; Sclerotiniaceae
Exons: 2
Coding region: 1-180 (59 amino acids)
Source: RefSeq, a predicted model, not a curated record